Molecule: messenger RNA, 2542 nt
Organism: Anneissia japonica
Lineage: Eukaryota; Metazoa; Echinodermata; Crinoidea; Comatulida; Comatulidae
Product: delta-like protein 1
Exons: 6
Coding region: 1-1470 (489 amino acids)
Biological process (GO): establishment or maintenance of epithelial cell apical/basal polarity; heterophilic cell-cell adhesion; cell communication
Cellular component (GO): plasma membrane; protein-containing complex
Molecular function (GO): calcium ion binding
Source: RefSeq, a predicted model, not a curated record
AUGAAGUUUGCCAGAAAACGACACUGUCGCGCUUGUUUCUUGGCAACACAUCCUUUCUCGUCAGCCCUGAAAUAUGCGUCAGCUUAUAGUGGUAUCAGUGAGAGAGAAGCACGAUCAAUUCACAACGACAUUUGGCAGGCUUCUCGGAAAACUUCGACAAACAGCGGGUCAAACGGGAAGUGUUUCGUCAAAGUAUCCGCAAGAUGUUUCGUACAACAACAUCACAUCAGACCAUCAUCCUUGUCUGUUUGUUCUCACAGCUCUAAGGAUAUGAGUAAGUGUUCUAUUGUACACAUCGAAACAGGGCAGAUAUACGACGGUAAUGACCAUUUUUACUUUCCAAGUAUUCUUCCACAUCGGAUUCUAAACCCAAUGACGUUUACACUAAAAUCCUGGCAGGGAGGAAUACGUCUUAAAGGAGCUGUGUAUGACUCUGAUUCAACUAAUAGCAAUGAUCUUGUGGACAAAUAUUACGAAAACAUACUUUUUGCAUUAGAUGGUAAAUGGAAUUCCAAAAGGAUAGUUGGAGUACAAUCUGUGAUGGAGAUUAAAUAUCGCGCGGGUUGCAAAACUGGUUACUAUGGCAAAAACUGCAUCACGUACUGCGUAUCUAGGAAUGACGAGAGGGGGCAUUAUACAUGCAAUCCGGUCACUGGCGGAAAGGUAUGCGGUGAAGGAUGGGAAGGUCCGAAUUGCGACCACGACUACAACGAAUGCCUCAGCGAACCAUGCCUCAACAAUGGCACGUGCGACCACGGCAAGAAUCAUUACACGUGCGUCUGCCCUUAUGGGUGGGGCGGACAUCAAUGUAAUUUAUUGAUGGAUCCCUGCAUCCAAUCACCUUGCACGAAUAGUUUAUCUUGUCAUCCUCUUGAUGAAGGUGCUUCGUACAAGUGUACGUGCAUACCUGGUUGGGCUGGUAAAGACUGUGAUGUAAAAUUGAACAGUUGCGUAUCAUCGCCUUGUCAGAAUGGCGGACAAUGUGUAGAAACACCUCAUCAUUGGUCGUGUAAUUGCAUCAAUGGUUGGUCAGGGAAGGCAUGUAACGGAGCGGUCAACAUCAGGCUUCGAGAUCAAAUAAGAGAUGACCAAUCUGGAAGUGGUCCCUGGUGGAUUUCGUUACUGUUUGUCGCUAUGAUUGGUGCGGUAGUUGGCUUCCUAGCUUAUAGAUACAAGAAACGGAAAAGUAGGACGACGGAAGAAGAGAACCAAUCCGACACAGUAACGUUCGUCACCACGAGUCAACCAGUCGUCGCAUUUCAUCGACGAUCAAUAGAUUCUGAUCGGACGUCGACGAUAUCACAAGUAGCGGCCAAAAAGAUCGACGGCGAAGAGGAUUCAUUUACGGAUCUCAACUCCAUGGUGACAAUGGAAAAGCUCAAGAAAAUAUCCGAUGCAGAAGAUGACGAAGAAGGACUAAUAGGCGCUAUUGGGGGAAUUGAGGUCACCGACAUUUAUGAGGUUGAAUAAGCGAGAAAUGCCAUCACAUACACCCACACUAUGUAAACGUCACAUCCCACACUACCAUUACUCAUUACCAUUAUCAAAUGCAGCCUGAAUAUUCAAUCACAUGGUUUAAAAUUCAAUUGGAUUAAUCUUGAAAUUGAAAAAAACAUCCGUCCUUGGCGUUGGGUGGAAUGAUACUUGCUAUUAUGAUUUUUCUAAAAAUAUAUAUAUUUCUUUCACACAGCAGGUGUUAGCAUACGAGCAUGAAGAUUUGUCUGAAGAAGGGAUUUGUCCGUUUAAACGGAGAGCCUUCAGUGUACCUACUUUAAAGAGAAAUUACAAAUCUUAUUUAUUAUUUAUUUUACUAUACAGUACACCACCGGUUGGUGCAACUGUUUUGGUUCGGGCGAGAUCGGUUUUAAUCCUUUAUGUAUUUCGUUUGUGUCUUUGGGAAAGACACUCUUUCCACUGAGGUGUAUAGAUGAAAACCGAUAUAACAAAAUAUGAUGGGAAGGUAAAAUGGACUGUCUAUGCAGGGGAGUGAAACCGUCCCCCACCCACAUCGUCAAUGAGGAGUCUGGGCUAAAUCUUUAAAAAGAGAUGGGCACUUAGACCUGUAAGUUAAGAACUUUGGUUUUGAACUAAUAUAAGGAAUAUAAUAAUAUAGAUUUACAUAAUUAUGCAUCUUAUACAUAGGCCUAUAAUUAUAUAGUUAAACGUAUUUGUAUAUACACUCUAGGCCUACAUAUUACUUUUUCCUAUAGGCUGUGCCUUUUGUAUGUGGCGAAUUUCGUAUUUUCUGUUAAAUGGGUGAAUGAAUGAAUACUGGUACAUUUUGAUUCACUUUCCAUAUCAUUUAUUAUCUAUUUGUUAUUUAUUAAAGAUUAAUUGUAUGUGGUAAAUUAUAACUUGCAUCAUUGCUUCAAACUAAGCAAUUAAUCCAUCAAAUAUUAAUUACGUUUGUUCCAGGUUAACAUAGACAAUACCUACAGUGUCUCUAGACUGUACAGUUACCAUGCUGCAUAAAAUCAAUCUUUGGCAAAGAAUUACUUGAUAAAUAUUUUCUCAAUAAAAGCUUUUCAUAUCUUAGCUGCUA